AUGUCAACAUAUCUCGUCACUGGAGCCGGCCGGGGAUUAGGACUCGCGUUUGUGCGGUACCUUUCAGAACGGCCCCCGAGCGAGGUCUCGAUGGUCUUUGGGACCGUGCGUGCGGAGCCGUCAAAGGAGCUACAGCAACUCGCCGACUCCUCCCAAGGUCGCCUUGUCAUCAUCCACGUGAUCCUGACCGACAAGGCAAGCAUCGCCGAGGGCGUCGAGCAGGUCAAGAAGAAGCUCGACCGGCGCGGCCUCGACGUGCUCAUCAACAACGCCGCCAUUAUAGAAUACUGCAAGAGCGUCGAGGAAAUGGGCGACCUGCGCAGAAUGUUGGAGGUCAACGUCGAGGCUGUUCAUGACGUUACUGCGGCCUUUUUGCCUCUGCUGCGGCAGGGGAAGCAGAAGAAGAUUGCCAAUAUUGGGUCGAGUGUGUCUUCCAUGGCCAACGCCCGCAAGUGGAUGAUAUCAACACAAUACUCCUACAAGAUAUCCAAAGUCGCUCUCAACGCCCUCACUGUUCAGUAUGCGUAUUCACUCGAGGAAGAGGGGUUCGCCGUCUUUACCGUUUGCCCUGGCUGGGUGCAAACGGACAUGACAAGUUACACUGCCGACUUGGAUGCUUCAACAUCCGCGGAGGGCGUCAUGGGAGUGAUAGCAAAGGAUAAUAAGGAUAUAAAUGGCAAAUUUCUCAAGAUACACGUCCCAGGUAUGGAGGUCCGCCCGGGCGCCCAUCACGAGUACGAUGGAGCGGAAAUCCCUUGGUAG
Messenger RNA from Pyricularia pennisetigena, 762 nucleotides. RefSeq lists its product as uncharacterized. The transcript has 3 exons. Bases 1 to 762 code for a protein of 253 amino acids. Gene Ontology annotation, molecular function: oxidoreductase activity, acting on the CH-OH group of donors, NAD or NADP as acceptor. The record is from RefSeq and is a predicted model, not a curated record. Lineage: Eukaryota; Fungi; Ascomycota; Sordariomycetes; Magnaporthales; Pyriculariaceae.